UGAAUGCGUCUUCUUUUGGCUGCUUCAUAAAACUUUCCUUUUUCCUUUCUUCGCUUAUUUCCUGUCGACGUGACGUCAUCAACACGAGACGAGGAGAACCAUCGGCGUCAUUUUGGAGAGACAUUUGUUUACAUCAUGGCGUCGGUGGAUUUCAGAGACAACCUUCUGGGGAUCUCCUGGGUCGACAGUAGCUGGGUCCCGAUCCUCAACCCCGGGAAUGUUCUGGACUACUUUUCUGAGAGGAGUAACCCGUUCUACGAGCGAAGCUGCAAUAAUGAGGUGGUGAAGAUGCAGCGACUGUCACUGGAGCAUCUGAAUCAGAUGGUGGGAGUCGAGUACAUCCUCCUUCACGCUCAGGAGCCCAUUCUCUACAUAAUCCGCAAACAACAGAGACAGUCUCCGACACAAGUGGUACCACUGGCUGAUUUCUACAUCAUAGCUGGAGUUGUUUAUCAGGCUCCUGAUCUGGGAACGGUCAUCAGCUCCAGAGUGCUGUCUGCUGUCCAUGGAAUCCAGUCUGCGUUUGAUGAGGCCAUGUCGUACUGCCGCUAUCAUCCGUCCAAGGGAUACUGGUGGCACUUUAAAGACCAAGACGAGAGAGAAAAAGCCAAACCAAAGUCCAAGAAAAAAGAGGAGCUGAGUUCUUUGUUUCAGAGGCACCGCGUGGACACUCUCCUGAUGGACCUCAGGUCCAAAUUUCCACCAACUUUCUACCAGCCCAAGCCUGGAGACAAACCCAUUCCAGUCGAGGUGAAGAAGGAGCCUGAAGCUCCGGCAGAAGCUGUGAAGCAGGAGGAGAGGGAGCCGGCUGCCAAGACCGCAGCCCCCGCUCCUUCAAGUAAACCCCCUCCAGAGAAGAGAGCCAGGCUCCAGUGACAGCCGGCCUCCUCACCUGAGGGACUUUUGGAGUCCCCGCCCCCAACACCUGCAGCAGUUUUUGAUUCAAACUGAACUCUGGGUUCUGUCUGCUGUCACCGUGGAAAAGGAGUCUCUGACGCCGUCUGAGUCACCGAGCUGUUUUUGAUGGACUGUAAAGAGGCCUCCUCAUGAAGCAGGAUCGCUCCUGAAUGCUCCAACAAACUAAAACGCUUUUGUUAUAAAAUGUUAAAAAAGGAUUUGGUUCAAGUUGUGAGUCUUGUUUUUCUAAAGGUCAAUUGUUAUGCACAUUUUUUUUUUUUGAAAGUGGGAUUUUUUUAUUUUAUUUGGUACAUUAACCCGGUCAACAAGGCCGAAUGGGCCCCAUAUGGUUUAUAAAUGGCAGGAAAUGUGUUGCUAGCAUAGCAAACCCACCCACUGAGUGCCUAAUGUGGGCAAACGCAGGUGGGGGGGGGCACAUUUUCUCCCCACUUUGAAACCAUACGGGGCCCAACCGGCUUUGCUGGCUGAGUUGUGGUUUUCCUUAUUGUUUAUUCUUUUCAAAUAUUCAAAUUGAUCCAUUUUCUUUAAUUAAAAGUGAAUACAAUAUCUUUGUUAGUUCCUUGGAUGAUGAAUACUACAUGGAAACAUGCAGAUUAAUUUAUAGGAACAGUUUUUUUGUUUGCAGCAAAUGUGUCAAAGAUUGAAAAAUGUCUAAGAAUUGAAACAUUCUUAUAAACUCUGAAGCAGAAGACAUAUAGACAUAUUCUAAUACCGUUUUACUUAUAUACUCAAAAACAUUGUUUUUGAGAUGGUUAAAACAAUAUUUUUCUGUAACCUCAUUUUGACUGUCAUGCUCAAGAAGGCCAGCAGAUGUCG
Molecule: messenger RNA, 1734 nt
Organism: Oryzias melastigma (Indian medaka)
Lineage: Eukaryota; Metazoa; Chordata; Actinopteri; Beloniformes; Adrianichthyidae
Gene: med6
Product: mediator complex subunit 6
Exons: 8
Coding region: 136-876 (246 amino acids)
Biological process (GO): regulation of transcription by RNA polymerase II
Cellular component (GO): mediator complex; core mediator complex
Molecular function (GO): transcription coactivator activity
Source: RefSeq, a predicted model, not a curated record